AUGGCAACCCCCACACCCACAAUGGAGAUUGACAAGCUCACCGCGGAUGCCGAAACUCUCAAGAUCAAAACCGAGCUACUGAUUUUCCUCAGCGACGGCAACCUCAUGGCAAGCCCAAUCCACCCUCCAGAAACUCCACCCACCACAAUCCGCCUCAGCGACCUCCCAAACAACCUCUACAGAACCUUCGUCUUCAAAGACCCCAAAGCUCUGGAAGAAUACUUCAAUUCCCCAUCCCACCCAAAGGCAACCCACCUCCGCCUCGUCCCUAUGAAUCGAUUCAUAGAUGCUCCAUUCCCGAGAGUGAUCCCGGGAUGCCCAGGAUGGACUUGUUGGUCAUUCAAUAAGCCGCCGGAGGUAUGCGAAUUCUACAAAGCCCUGCCGUUUCCAUUCCCGACUCGUGAAUACGUUUCCAUUGAUAAUAUUACAUACCCGCAGGGACAGGAGUUUAUUACCCUGGUUGCAGAUUGGAGGGCUGUUUGUCGAGCUGUCCCAAAGAAACAUCAGGUGCGAGAAAUCACUUUUGAUCUGGAUGGGUCGAUGAAGCUUCAUUCAACUUAUGUUUCUCGUGUGGUGCAGAUGGUGAGCACUGUUUUUGCGGUCAAGGCGGAGGGACCAUUUCGCAGUCGACUGAGGGAUGAUGAGCCAUACCCCGGUAAGAAUCUUGUGGCAAGAGGGUUGGCUUGCAAGGGUUAUUGA
Molecule: messenger RNA, 699 nt
Organism: Penicillium griseofulvum
Lineage: Eukaryota; Fungi; Ascomycota; Eurotiomycetes; Eurotiales; Aspergillaceae
Exons: 1
Coding region: 1-699 (232 amino acids)
Source: RefSeq, a predicted model, not a curated record